AAAAUAAUUGUCAAAAAUUACAGUGACACAUAAGCAAAGCUCCACCAAAAUUUCUCCCUAAAAUCUCCAAGAAUGACUACUACCUCCGAAUCAGUAUUCUCCAUUGAGCUUCAAGCCUGCUUCAAUGAACUCAAAAAGCACUCGUUGUCCUACAAGUUAGGCUCAGGCCAACAAACUGUCGGUGGAGAUGAAGUUGAAAACCCUCUUGAUAAACAAUUUUCCAUAAUCCUGUCCAAAAUCGAUGAAAUUUUCGACAAAACGCCAAAAGAAUCGGAAGAAUACUUGAAGAUUCUGUCAAUGAAAGCUUCGAUAAUUUACGAAAAGGCCAAAAUCCUUUUGUCGGAAAGCUUGCUUGUUCCGAGUAAGAAAAACUUGGAAGAGGCUUUGGAGUUGAUCAAAUACUUUUGGAAUGAUCCCAAAGUGGCAUUUUUGUAUAUGAGAAUUGUGAAUCAUUUGACAUAUGUAUUAUCCAGGUUAGGGGAGUUAGAACAAGCUGAGGAACUGUUGUUGAAAGCUAUAGAAGAAGGAGAUAAAUGUAGCCCUGAAGUGUUUAGCACUGACGACUUGUUUCUGAACACUAAAAAGAACCCUUCAGUAUGUUUGUCGAAACUGAGCCGCUUGACGUUGAACAACAUGCACAUGCUGUCGUGGAUUUAUGCCAAGUUAGGGGAAACGUCAAAAAACAUCAAAAUGCAACACGACAUUUUGCAGAAACAGUUCGAUUUUGGUGAAAGUGAUGUUAUCAGAUGGGCUGAAUCGUGUUAUAGACUUGCUGGAAUGUUUAUAACCGAAAAGGAUUGGGAGAACACUAGGUAUCAUUUGGCAGCAGCCGAAUCCGUCUUGAAUCCUUUGGAGGUGUCUCUAGCUCCAAAUCCAGAGAUCUAUGCUGUUCAAGCUGAUCUGGCUAGGUCAUGGGUAUUUUACGGGUUACAACUGUUUAAUUAUAGCAGAAGUCCAGCAAUAAUCAAUCCUGACAUUGAAUCUAGCAGUACAGAUAUUCUUUUAGAAAACAAACCAACUAAAGAUGCUGAGAAACCGCUGCUCACAUUCCAAGGGAUGCAAAUCGAAAUUCCAGUUGUACCAACUUCGAGAAUAGAAAAUUUGCAGCAGGCAAAAAUUCUGUUCUCUGUCAUUCACAAAUGGGUGAAAAGAGCCAGACUAUACUAUACAUUGAGAGAUUUUCCGUUGCAGUAUGUGAAUCUAUGUUUGGACUUGAGUGAAUUAUACAGAUUUGUCUCACUGUUCGAAGAAGAUAUCGAGUCUCAGUAUGCAGUUCAGAAAAAACGCUAUGAUACUUUAGAAACAUUAAGUAAUAUUUUGAAAGAAGUUAGACCGAACUGUUACCUGGCUGUAAACAUCGAACUUACAAAAGAAAUUAUUGAAGUUCAGAUGGAGAUGAUGAACUUGAACCUGAAACGCCUACAUGUACCAUCACCCACCGCAAAGGUAAACUCAAAGGAAGAAGUUUUAGUACGAAAAGUUAAUGCCCUCAAAGAAGUAUCUGGAAAAUUGGAAAGCCUCUCGUCUUCACUUAAUUCUGACAUAAAUGUUGAGAAAAUCGAAAUCCCCGAAAUGAAUGUCGAUUUAGACGACAAGAAAACUGAAAAGAAAGGACUAGAAGACUGAAUAUAUUUUAACUUGUUUUACAUGUUUACUAUUUUAUAUAAACUUCAUAAUAAAAUCAAAAAUAUACUGCUGAAUGUAUUAAAUUU
Molecule: messenger RNA, 1712 nt
Organism: Sitophilus oryzae (rice weevil)
Lineage: Eukaryota; Metazoa; Arthropoda; Insecta; Coleoptera; Curculionidae
Exons: 7
Coding region: 73-1626 (517 amino acids)
Molecular function (GO): protein binding
Source: RefSeq, a predicted model, not a curated record